AUGCACCCGGAAGGUGAUUUGCAUUACGCUACUAGCAUAUCGUCCUUUUCUCAAAACGCCCCCUCGUCCUUUUCCUCCUUCGCCUCCUCUACCACCUACGAUCUCUACACCACCUCACCCGAGACUUACUCUUCUUGCCCGCCCCGCCACCUGCUCCACGACAAUAUCCACAGCCCCAUCUUUGAGGAGCAGCCUGGUUUCUGCUGCAGCGACGAGCUCGACGAGGACCCUGCCGAGCCCGUCACCCCGACCAGUGGCCGCCAUUCGGACGAUUUGCCACCCGACGAAUUGUCAAACCACCUGACGAAUACCUCUUCCCUCGACGAACCCUACAACCCGCAGUUCGACUAUCCGCGUCCUGGUUCGCACUUCACCACUUCCUACCAGGCCCCCGUCGCCGACAACGCGAACGGCACCCCCAAGCCCAAUCCGGCCGUCAUUGUCGUACCUGCAUCGCCUGCGACACCUCUCGCCACACAUCGCCGAGACAGUGUCUCGGCCGACGACAACGGUGCUGCAGACCAGAGUCCCAGCCAUAAGGAGGAGAAGGAGCGCGCGCAGCCGAAGCAGCAGAAGCGCCAGAACGAGCAGCGACAGCCCGCUUCGCCCACCUCCGAGGGACCGCAAAAGGGCCCCACGACUGCUGCUGCCACCCCAUCUUCUUCUCUCCCUACUCCCACUCCCUCUAUCACCUCCCGCCGUCCUUCCAUUCCUAAUAUCAAACGCACAAUGACCAACCUAUUCCGCCGGUCCAACUCCAAUGGGGCUGCCGCCUCGCCACCGGUCAUGACCCCCAUGACUCCCCUGACCACGUCGUCGCCCGCUGUCGCCAGCCCGGAUGGCAACUCACAGACGUCGCCUCGCCCGAUACCCCAGCCGCGACAGGACGACGACGUCAACAUGAGGUCGCCCAGCAACUCCUACUCUCACUCCCGCUCCCUAUCCUACAGCCGACCUCCCUCGGUCAAGCACACCCGCCGCUUCUCCGUGAACCGCUCCAGCAACACGACGAGCUGCAGCACCCCGCCCUCACCACCCUUGCCCUGCCAGGAGACCGACGGCGCUGCCGCUGACGGUGGUCCCAUGUCGACAUCGGUCCCCCAGAACGGUUCCGCCGCCUCGAGCUCCAACGUCGACUUUGACGAUAGGAAAAAGAACCGCUCGUCUACCGGCCUCACCCUGCGCGGACGCACCAUCAACUUCCUGAACCCCAAUGGCAAGGCGGGCCAGCCCCGUCCACCCCGCCGCGCCAACAGCUUCGACAUCCAGGACGGCAACAACGUGCACCGACCCAUAUCCCAGUCCCACCACCACCACCACCACCACCAUCAGAAUGAGCACGACACGAUACCACCCGAGCGCCAGCCUUGGGCCAUGCCUCCUGAUUCCGGCACGGGGGCCAAGGCCCGCCGCAUGAGUCUGAGCCUGCCCGACGACUUCACCGUCGACGUGACAGAGCUGUCCAACGAGUUCGAGUACUGCCACAAGCUCCUCGGCCGCCACGGAAAGCACCUGGGCAAGGGCGUCGCCUCCAAGGUGGCGCUGAUCCACCGCAAGGGCUUCCCCGAGGAGCUGUACGCCGUCAAGGAGUUCCGCGGCAAGUCUCACCGCGAGAGCAAGGAGGAGUACGAGAAGAAGAUCAAGUCCGAGUACAGCAUCGCCAAGAGCCUCCACCACCCCGGAAUCGUCGAGACGAUACGCCUGUGCACCGACCACUCGCGCUGGGACCACGUCAUGGAGUACUGCUCCGAGGGCGACCUGUUCAGCCUCGUCUCCAAGAAUUACCUCCGCGACGAGAGCCGGAAGUCGGAUCGCCUCUGCCUGUUCAAGCAGCUCGCGCAGGGCGUGGCGUAUCUGCACCAGAACGGCAUCGCCCACCGCGACAUCAAGCUGGAGAACCUGCUCAUGACCAAGGACAGCAAGCUGAAGAUCACCGACUUUGGCGUGUCCGAGGUCUUCUGCGGCACGCACCCAGGUGUCCGCGAGUCGGGAGGCCAGUGCGGCGUCAACAUGGGCGAGGUGCGCCUGUGCGCGCCGGGAAUCUGCGGCAGCGAGCCCUACAUCGCUCCCGAGGUCCUGUCCAAGAAGGGCGAGUACGACCCGCGGCCGCUGGACGUGUGGAGCACGGCCAUUGUCAUGAUCUACCUCACCUUUGGCGGCGCCAUCUGGAACCGCGCGGCCGAGGGCAACCCGCAGUACGACAACCUGGUGCGCGGGUGGAACAAGUGGUACGCCGCGCACCCGGACCCGGAGACGGCCAAGAUCACCGAGACGGACUACCCCAACCAAAAGGCGUUUGACACGGUGAUUGCGCCGCCGGCCCUGCGUCGGCUGAUGCUACAGAUGCUCAACCCGGAUCCCAAGCGCCGCAUCAGCAUGGAGGACGUGGUCAAGAACCGCUGGUUCAAGAAUAUCGAGUGCUGCCAGCCCGAGUCGUACGACGACCCGGCCCUCGUCAUCGACGCCACCAAGCCGGAUAACACGCGCAACGGACCCAAGAAGAUUUUCUGCCACAAUCACCUGCCCACCAAGGCUCAGGGUCAUUCUCUGGGAAAGAUGCCAGGGCAGCCUGGGUAUUGA
This is a messenger RNA of Geosmithia morbida, 2580 nucleotides long. RefSeq names its product STYKc. Gene Ontology annotation, molecular function: protein serine/threonine kinase activity; ATP binding. NCBI's taxonomy places the organism in Eukaryota, Fungi, Ascomycota, Sordariomycetes, Hypocreales, Bionectriaceae. The record is from RefSeq and is a predicted model, not a curated record. Gene Ontology annotation, biological process: intracellular monoatomic cation homeostasis; protein phosphorylation; intracellular signal transduction. The transcript is spliced from 2 exons. The coding region runs from base 1 to 2580 and encodes 859 amino acids.